UAGUGUUCUCAUCUCGCCAGGGCAAAAAAAAUGUGUAAUCCUGAAGAACUGAUCACUCUUCACCCCGCGUUUCCACCGCGCAGUAUGAAAGUGAAAGACAUCAUCGCUCGUUUACUAAAGUACAAAUCCGAAGCAGAAGAAUACAUCCAGGGACUUCCAGCCAUUUAUCAACCAGGAUACAAAGAAGAUGGCGACUCUUCCAGUUCAUCAGACGAAGAAUCAUCCACCAACAAGACGAAGAAGCCCAAGUCGAAGCAACGCCGGAAUGAACUCAGAAAACUCGGUCUUAUCGGAGAUUCGACUCGUGCAAUGAGCAGACAGGAACUGGAAGACCGAUUCCGAAAGAAAAUGGCUUCCUUCAAUCCCGAGCGGAGGCAGAAAUCAGAAGCCAAGCAGAUGCGGAUCCUGCGAAGAGCGACGAUAGCUGAAAAGAAGAAAGAAAAGGCGAAAGAACACAAGAAGAAAGAGCGACAGCGGAAUAAAAUCCGGAAGAAGGGUGCUGCUUCGGACCCGGAUUCACCCGUGGUCAAAGCGAAAUCAGAAGCUGGUCAAGUGUCCGAGUCAAUCCCAAGCACACUGACGUCUGCCAAAAAGGAAGCUGAGAAGCACGCCCCGCGAGAUGAUGAAAUUACCUUUUCGAAAUUCGAUUUUUCAGGUUCCCAAGGCACCGAAAAGACGAGGAAAUCCGGUAAAAAUUUGAAGAGGGUCCUGACGUCUCUUCAAAAGACGAAGGCAAAAGAAGAUAAGCUCAAGAAGCAAGGAGACGAGGAAGGGUUGAAGUCUCUGAAGGAGAAGAAAAGCUGGCAGAACGCGUUGGCUAAAGCAGAAGGCGUGAAAGUCAAGGAUGACAUGAAGCUUGUGAAGAAAUCCCUCAAGAGAAUCGAAAUCAAGAAGAAAUCUUCCACGAAGAAGUGGAAAGAAAGACAAGGGAAUCUUGCUGAGAAGCAGAAGCAGCAGCAGGAGAAGCGGAAGACGAACCUGAAAUCGCGUCAUCAAGCCAAGAUGAAGAAGAAAGUUAAACGUUCUAUUCGGAAAGGACGUGUUGUGUUCUGAGUUCGUUGUUGUUUUCUUGGAAAAAAGUAAGUUUGCCCUGACCACGA
Molecule: messenger RNA, 1100 nt
Organism: Notodromas monacha
Lineage: Eukaryota; Metazoa; Arthropoda; Ostracoda; Podocopida; Cyprididae
Source: the annotation of a GenBank genome assembly